CACAUCAAUGAAAAGGUGACGCGCUCUGCUGCGCCGGUUGUGCCCCUCCGUUCAGCUGUCUGCGCGCGCUCCGGCUGCGCUGCUGCACAACAAUCAGGUGGGGAAAUGUAGCCUCACUUAACAGGCUCUGCUAUGCUAAUAUGGGUCGACAAUGGAGAUAAAACGGUGUCGAUGAUCAACCCACCAAGACAGACUAGACCAGAACCGCAGCAAUGAGCGCCUCCUUUCCAAAAUCUGAAUCCACGACCUCCUUACUGAAAUCAUCCUCUGCGGCGAGGAGACCGACACACCUCCCUGAACGCACAGCAGAAAGCCGGAGAAGUCAGCAGCCUCACCAUCAGCAUCAGCAUCACCACCGUCCCGCCGCACUCCAGAGCAACAGCAAAGACGAGGAGUCCUUCUGGUCGGCCGAGUGCGAUAUCAGUGCCCGGAGACCCCUGUGCCAUCCCUCCCUCACUGGCAGCCAGGACAGUAGUAACAAUGCAGCCACUCGGGGCAAGUGUAAGUCACAUGCCCCCCACGGCCAAGUUCCUGACCCAGCGGAGCCAAACGGCGAGGCGGACCGAGGUGUGAAGGAGCGCUGCAGGUCAUCCAAGCCCACCCACCGGCACCACCACCACAGGAAGCACAACCGGGAGGACCGUCCACCCGCAGCCGAGCCAGCUGAACCAGGGCACCCCAGUCGCUGCCGCACGCACACCCGUCCGGUCCCCAGAGUGUCCUCCCUUUCGGACAGCAACGACGACAGGGCUCCUCUCUGUGAGCCGAGGGACCAUAAAGGGCUCAAUUUGGAUAAUAGCGGGGGCCAGGUCAACAGUCCAUCCCCGUCCUCCUGCUCCCUGGUCCCGCUGUCCAGCAGGUCCUCUCGACGCUGCCGGAGGUCCAGUGCUACUUCUUCUGCAUCUGAUGUCAAUAUACGCACUAUCCUCAAUUCACUGUUUGGACAGAUGCUCCAGGAUGCUGAGAGGAGAUUCAGAGGGGUGCUGUCCUGUGAGGAGAUGGGCCAGGCAGGGUAUCUUGAGCCUUAUCAGGAGUCCAUUGUUUCCAUGACACAAAACUGCGCUCUUGUGAGCAACAUACGGUUUGAAACCUGUGUCUUCCUGAGUAAAGGCAUGGCCACGUGCAGGCAGGCUGACAGAGAGCUGCGUCCAGAGGAAAUGGAUGAGUUGCGCGAUGCUUUCAAAGAGUUUGACAAGGAUAAGGAUGGUUUCAUCAGCUGUAAAGACCUUGGAAACUGUAUGAGAACUAUGGGAUACAUGCCCACUGAAAUGGAGCUGAUUGAACUGAGUCAACGGAUAAACAUGAACUUGGGAGGUCAUGUUGAUUUUGAGGAUUUUGUCGAGUUGAUGGGUCCAAAACUCCUUGCCGAAACUGCAGACAUGAUUGGAAUAAAAGAGUUAAAAGACGCAUUUAGAGAGUUUGACACUAAUGGAGAUGGUGCCAUAAGCACAUCUGAACUACGGGAUGCAAUGAAGAAGUUAUUGGGCCAACAGGUGGGUCUCAAGGAAGUAGAAGAUAUCCUGAGGGAAGUUGACCUAAAUGGUGAUGGGCUUGUUGACUUUGAAGAGUUUGUACGAAUGAUGUCUCGCUAAGAACAUGAAAUGAUCGGUCCUGAAUGUGAAGCUGUGUCCUUCUCUAUACUUGACCAAGAACAACAGAGGACAUGCUAAUAUCUCUGAGCCAUCCGAUUCUGAAUGACACUGGAAUUAAAACUCCUUGAAUGUUUUGGAGCAAGGAGUCACCUCACACUUUCAAUCAGUGUUCAAGUGUUCUUCCUGAAAAGUCUCCAGUUCAACUAAGGCAGAAUUUGCUGUAGCCUAGCUGAUGAUUGUCCAACUUGUGUUUUUGCACUUUAAUUCUGACUAAAUAACUUCCUGUGUGGAUAGACUGCUGGUGACUUGUCUCAUCUUCUACGUGGUAAAAAAAUAAGUCUUGCAAAAUGUUGCCUUUGAUGUCCAACACAGUCAGGAUGUGAGAGGGAAUGCCUGUAGAAAAGAUGUAAAAGAUCAGUGCACUGUUCAACAUUUCGGUAUGUUUUCACACAGUAUGUGUUAUAUUAGAACUUGUAAGUGUAAUGUCAUUUGUGUGACAUUGGUGCUCCAACCAGGAACACAUGUGGCAAUAUAACACCUGUAUUUUGACUGUGUGACCAUCUGUGGUUUUUCACUGUGCCAGUCGAGUCCUAUAAAAGUCUGACAACUACACGCAACGAAGAAACAGAUCUCUGCUAUUAAAUUCUGAAAUACAUUUCAUAUAUGUUAUUAGAUCAAGGGUAGUGUUAAUUGCAUAUACAAAGAUGCCCAGCUCUGGUUUGCGGCAUCCUAUGUCUCUCAAUGCUCACAGGUUUGAAUGUUUAAUGUAGCUUUGGGAACAAGUAUUGUCUGUUUUUAUAAAUCCAUACAGGCCUGUCUGAGAUCAUAGUAGGAAUAACAUAUGUGAACUGUACUUACAAUGGAUUUUAUUAUGAUGUACCUGUACUGUAUGUCAGUGUCAAUAUGAUUGUAGUUGUGGUGACCACACAUCUGUGUUGUCGGAGCAAUUUUUAUGCAUGCCAAAGA
Molecule: messenger RNA, 2558 nt
Organism: Cyclopterus lumpus (lumpfish)
Lineage: Eukaryota; Metazoa; Chordata; Actinopteri; Perciformes; Cyclopteridae
Gene: cabp1a
Product: calcium binding protein 1a
Exons: 8
Coding region: 213-1592 (459 amino acids)
Molecular function (GO): calcium ion binding
Source: RefSeq, a predicted model, not a curated record